This is a messenger RNA of Amorphotheca resinae ATCC 22711, 921 nucleotides long. RefSeq lists its product as hypothetical. Bases 1 to 921 code for a protein of 306 amino acids. The record is from RefSeq and is a predicted model, not a curated record. NCBI's taxonomy places the organism in Eukaryota, Fungi, Ascomycota, Leotiomycetes, Helotiales, Amorphothecaceae. The transcript is spliced from 3 exons.
AUGGCCAAAUGGGUACAACGAUUCAGGCCCCCGUGCGAUUCAGGCCCGCAUCGAAUAGCCUGUAAGGCGCUCUACCGCGCUCUCCUCGAACAAUGUCCACGAAUUCCUCUCCCAUCUGACCUGCCCCCGCAAGGACCCGUUAAUCCCAUAAAACACCUAAUCCGCAAAGGAUUUCGGAGGCGUCAGUAUGAAGGAUCUCCACGUCUUGCAGUCAAGGCGCUGAAGAUUGGGUACAAUGCCGAAGAGCUGCUCCGCACCGCAGCAUCCGGAUCGCAGCCUGCGCUCUCGCAAAUCCACACCCUCCUCCGCCGUCUACAUACUCGGCGACAAGAAUCCCAACAGCCGCCGCCGCCGAAACGAGAAAUACCGCGCGUAUGGCCGUAUCCCGGGGCUCCCAAGGUUCUGGAGACGAGGCCGCUGCCUCUCGAGAAGCUGAGUGGGAACCGACGCGUGCCCAUCGUGACGCAGACGAAUGGCUACCCGUUCCUCCGCUUCAAGAAACCGCAGAGUCCGUUCUUGUCCCGGGUGCUACGGGACAAGAUCAUGCAGAAACAUAAUAGGUUUGAGAAGAUUGGGGAGCUGGAUGGCCAUGUAGAGAAUUUGGGGGCGUGGGAGGGGCAGUGGGAAAUGAACGUCUUGAAUGAGCUGCGACGGGAGGGUGCGGGAGGGGAGGAGUGGUGGAAGACGGUGGGGGGUGACUGGGGAAGGCGGGAUGGAUGGUGUAAGGAUGCGAGGGAUGCUAGGAAGGAGGUUUGGUCACGUCUUGAUCGGGAUGGGAAGAGGGCGAAGGAGGCUGGUCUAAAGAUGGUCGAAAUUUAUAAACAAGAAGAAGAGAUGUGGAGGCAAGAGAGAGAGAAGAGAAGGCACGAUAAGAAUGUUGAGAGGAGGAGGAGGAAAGAAGAGUCGAUGAGGGAGAGUUGA